Molecule: messenger RNA, 603 nt
Organism: Pyricularia pennisetigena
Lineage: Eukaryota; Fungi; Ascomycota; Sordariomycetes; Magnaporthales; Pyriculariaceae
Exons: 2
Coding region: 1-603 (200 amino acids)
Source: RefSeq, a predicted model, not a curated record
AUGAAGAUUUCUUCUCUUUUCACUAUAUCAACCGCCCUUACGUGGUUACCAACCGGCAUCUUGGCCAGCAAUGCUGAGUCAGACGAUUCCGACUGCCACAUAUGGGUUAGGAAUGACAAGCGUGUCCCAGUUGGGUAUGGCAAAGCUGUGACGGGUCGGCCAGCUACCGUCCGAAUCAACUACGGCGAACACCAGGGAGAAAAAUGGACAUUUAACACUCAUGCGGAUCAAUCUCGACCACAAAUUUGCAGCGCCAACAUACCCAGCGGACAACCGGCCUUUCAUAGCGGCUGGAUGAUCAAAACCUUCAAGUCGGAGCCAUGGUUGACAUACGCGAUCAACAACAAACCUGUACCAUUUGAGAAUUACGGUAGAGAGGAGAAAACGAAGCCCAUGGUUUAUAAGAUGUUUACGAUUCCGCACGGCGAAAUGGGCCUUCCUGGACUUUGGUUUAUCCCUCUUCGGCCCCGUUCAAAGAUGGUUGAAGGAUCACGUCUGAGAUCCCGCGCCAACAGAGCCCUAAUCCGCCGUGGCGCUACGGAGACGAAGGAUGCUUACCCGGACUCGAAGAGCACGUCGGCGGGUUCUGGUUACAUUUGGUGA